Ziziphus jujuba (common jujube) is the source of this 3163-nucleotide messenger RNA. Its product is annotated as subtilisin-like protease SBT3. Bases 641 to 2932 code for a protein of 763 amino acids. Gene Ontology annotation, molecular function: serine-type endopeptidase activity. Lineage: Eukaryota; Viridiplantae; Streptophyta; Magnoliopsida; Rosales; Rhamnaceae. Gene Ontology annotation, biological process: proteolysis. The transcript has a single exon. The record is from RefSeq and is a predicted model, not a curated record.
AAAACAAAAUGGUAAUGAAAAAGUCUCACAAUUUUGACCAUAAAUUCACACGUAUUGCUUCCAAUUGACGAUAAACACAAAUAGACGAUAAACACAGAUAGAUGCCCUAUACACCCUUCCACUAUCCUUGGCGUGCUCUUUGGCCGGUGCUUGUUUGUGCUGCGGUCCAUACAUUGAAAAGGGCUUCGAUGCUUGUACGAUCAUUGUGGCUAUCCGGUUUCCAAACUGAAGAUGGAGUAGAAAUCUUGAAUCAUUGGUAAACCGAGGAUAAGGUAAACUUGCAAAUGACUAUAAGCCGAUCAACUACUUCAUGGACUAAUUUAUCACCGAGUGGAUAGGUCAACUAGAGCAGGAUUCAGAAACUGUUUCGGGAGGUUGAAGUACAAGCAUGCAUCUCCACAAAUUAGAAGCCUAGAGGGUCCCCUACUAAGACAACCUUAUCGAACCAGUUGGAAAAUUUUUAUAAACGCGUUUUGAGGAAUAUAUCUCUUCUGGUUCACAUACUUAUGAAUCCUCUGUGUCUAUAUAUAUAUAUAUAUAUAUAUAUCUAUGUUUAUAUAAACAUCCAACCUUCCAGUAUUCCUUCUAAAAAAUACCCCUCACCCACCCACCCACCCUAUAUUGCUCAAUUAAUAGCCAUAUGGCUAAUCAUCUUUCUUUUUGUUUAUGUCUUAUCUUUCUCACAACAACCCACAUCGUCGCAGCACAAUCUGAGACCUAUAUAAUCCAUAUGGAUUUAUUGGCCAUGCCCAAAGCUUUCACUGAUCAUCAUUCCUGGUAUUUAUCCACUCUAUCUAAUGUUAGACUUGCCACAAAAGCUAACCCCGAAACCCAAUACCCAUCUUCCAAGCUCAUCUAUAGCUACACUCACGCUCUAAAUGGCUUCAGCGCAAGUCUGUUGCCAGAGGAGCUUGAGGCAUUAAAAGCCUCUCCGGGCUACAUUUCUUCGGUGAGGGACAUGCCUGUUAAAUUGGACACCACGCAUUCGCCCAAAUUUCUAGGCCUCAACUCCAACGCCGGCCUAUGGCCAAUUUCAAACUACGGCGAAGAUGUGAUAAUUGGGGUGGUGGACACAGGAAUUUGGCCCGAAAGCCAAAGCUUCAACGACAAUGGAUUCUCUGAGAUCCCAUCAAGAUGGAAAGGUAAGUGCGAGGGCGGUACCCAAUUCAACUCCUCAUUGUGCAACAAGAAGCUCGUUGGGGCCCGCUUCUUUAACAAAGCGCUAAUCGCCAAUCCUAACGUGACCAUCGCAAUAAAUUCCACACGGGACACGGAUGGGCAUGGAACCCACACAUCAUCCACGGCGGCUGGGAAUCACGUGGAUGGCGCAUCCUAUUUUGGUUAUGCCCCAGGGACUGCUACUGGUGUGGCUCCACGGGCACGGGUGGCUAUGUACAAGGCCAUCUGGGAAGAGGGCUCUACCUCUUCCGAUGUUAUCGCUGCCAUCGACCAGGCCAUCGAUGACGGUGUCGAUGUCUUGUCCUUGUCUUUUGGCUUAGAUGAUCUCCCUUUCCAUCAAGACCCCAUUGCUAUUGCCACAUUUGCGGCCUUGUCCAAGAAUGUUUUCGUCUCCGCUUCUGCUGGAAACAGAGGCCCUCUCUUCGGCACCUUGCACAAUGGAACCCCCUGGGUUCUGACCGUCGCCGCCGGCACCGUUGACCGUGAAUUUCAAGGAGUUGUCAAGCUCGAAACCGGAGUUUCGCUCACUGGCUCCUCUCUUUACCCCGGUCGUGAUUCAGCUUCUGCUCAGCUUCCCAUCGUUUUCUUGGAUGCCUGUAACAACUCCAAAAUUUUGAAGCAGGUUGGGAACAAGAUUGUCGUUUGCCAAGACAGAAAUGAUUCCUUAAACGACCAAUUUGAAAAUGUCGGCGACGCUAACGUCGCCGGAGGCAUUUUUAUUACCAACAACACCGACUUGGAAUUGUUUCUCCAGAGCUCGUUUCCGGCUAUUUUUCUAAAUCCCAAGGAUGGUGAGGUCAUUGUAAACUAUAUCAAAAGCAAGCCGGACCCAAAAGCCAGCUUGGCGUUUUCCUUUACAAGUCUUGGUGCAAAGCCAGCGCCACGCGCAACUAGUUACACUUCCCGAGGGCCUUCCCCGAGUUGUCCGGCUGUUUUGAAACCUGACAUUUUGGCUCCUGGAUCAUUAAUCUUGGCUUCUUGGCCGGAAAAUGUUACGGCCGCUGAAGUGAACGGCCGGAAACUAUACAGUAAAUUCAAUAUAUUGUCAGGGACAUCAAUGGCGUGCCCACAUGCAGCAGGAGUGGCAGCACUAUUAAAAAGUGCGCACCCUGAAUGGAGCCCCGCAGCCAUUAGAUCUGCCAUCAUGACCACUUCCGACUCAACCGACAACACUAACAGUCCCAUCAAAGAUAUCGGUUUGGACAACGAUCCGGCUAAUCCUUUAACCAUGGGAGCUGGCCAUGUCAAUCCCAACAAGGCCUUAACCCCAGGACUGGUUUAUGAUGCCGGUAUUGAAGAUUACAUUAAUCUACUUUGUGCAUUGAACUACAGCGAAAAUCAGAUUAAAGUCAUUACGAACUCAUUCCCUUUCAACUGUUCCACUCCAUCGUUAGAUCUUAACUACCCUUCUUUUAUCGCAUUCUUCAAUGCCAAUGACUCCAACCCAAAUGCAAAAACCACGCAAGAAUUCCGAAGGACGGUCACCAACGUAGGAGAGGGAGAAGCAACGUACGUGGCAAGUGUGACACCCUUUAACGAGCUUGUAGUCAGUGUGGCUCCGGACAAGUUGGUUUUCAAAGAGAAGAAUGAGAAACUUAGCUUCAAGCUCAGUAUAGAAGGUCCAAGACUGAUGAAGGAGGUGAUAGCUUUUGGUUUUCUCACUUGGGUGGAUGAGAAAAGUAAGCAGCAAGUUAAAAGCCCCAUACUGGCCACAAACUUCGACUUACAGCCAGUAACGGCUAGCAGUAAUUAAUUAGUUCUUUUCAGUAUCUAGCCAGCAUAUGGUAUGGGGAUCAUUCUCUUAAUUAAAAUAAAGUUGGUGAUGGAGCUGGCGGAAUUAAUCCAGUUUUAAAAAAUAGGUUUUUUUUUUUUUUUUUUUUUUUCAUUGUUAGCUUGUUGAAUAUAUAUAUAUAUAUAUAUGUAUGUAUCAUGCCAUGUCAUUGAAAAUGUUGGAAACUAAAACAAACAAAAAAUGUUUCUUCGA